Carcharodon carcharias (great white shark) is the source of this 1398-nucleotide messenger RNA. It is a transcript of the gene mboat4, whose product is annotated as membrane bound O-acyltransferase domain containing 4. Gene Ontology annotation, cellular component: endoplasmic reticulum membrane. Lineage: Eukaryota; Metazoa; Chordata; Chondrichthyes; Lamniformes; Lamnidae. Gene Ontology annotation, biological process: peptidyl-serine octanoylation; lipid modification. The record is from RefSeq and is a predicted model, not a curated record. The transcript has 4 exons. Gene Ontology annotation, molecular function: serine O-acyltransferase activity. Bases 1 to 1398 code for a protein of 465 amino acids.
AUGCCACUACGCCACCAGCCCCACUAUGUGAGGCAAGUGAAAACCAAGAAGAACAAGGGCAACAGGAUGGAUUUAGGGUUUUUACAAUUUGAGUUAGACUAUUACCCAGUCACCAUCUACCAGUUUAUGAGUGUCCCACUUGCACUUAUGUUCUACUGCCUCUCCAUCACCGGACGCCUUCCUUUGACUGCAAGAUAUAUAUUCCUUAUGUUCGGAGGACUUCUAAUGGCAAUUGUUUCCAUGGGAUUUUAUGCAGUUCUGGUGCUCAUACCUUCAGUUCUCUCCAUGGUAUUCAUACUCUCUCUGGAGCCCAGAAUUAUUCACAAAUGGACCUUCCUCACUCAGAUGGGAUGGCAAACACUGUGUCAUCUCUGGCUACACUAUAAAGACUACUAUCUACAAGAAGCAACAGAUAUUAAGUUCAUAAUAGCGCUGUCAUCUCUGAUGCUGUUAACACAAAGAGUAACAUCAAUGUCAAUGGACAUUCAUGAAGGUGAAAUCAAGAUUCCAGCUCGAAUUAUGCAGCAAAAUGGCCUUGGCUCUGAAAUUCUCUACUGUUCAUUACCAUACUUCAGCUACAUGCUAUAUUUUCCUGCACUACUUGGAGGACCUCUGUGUUCUUUUCAAAUGUUCAGGAUUCACAUAGAAAAUCUUAAAGAGUCUGGUCACAAAUGCAUCGCCAAACCUUUGUGGUCAUUUUUUAAAAAGUGUGUCUUAUUUUUUCUGUUGAAUAUGCUGAGAAUAUCUGUAAGAAACUGUAUUAGUGUUAUAGAGCAAAGCAACCAAGGAUCCCUUCAAUGGGGUGUUCCUAAGGAUAUUUUAUUGAUUUGGAUUACAGCUUUGAUGUUCAGAUUAGCAUAUUACUCUCAAUGGCUUCUUAGUGAAUCUCUUAACAAUUUAGUUGGCCUGGGAUUAGAUAACGGCAGGACUGGAAAAGCUACUCUUUCCGAUGCUGAUAUCUGGACGCUUGAGACAACCAGUAAGAUAUCCGAGAUUGCUCGAACAUGGAACAAAACCACAGCUGGUUGGCUAAGGAGGAUGGUGUUUCAACACAGCAAAGUUCAGCCUCUGAUGUCAACAUUUGCUUUUUCAGCUUGGUGGCAUGGCCUUCACCCUGCCCAGAUCUUUGGAUUUAUCUUGUGGGCUGCAACUGUAAAAGCAGACUAUCAUGUUCACCGAUAUAUGGGCUCAGUUACUGCGGGAUCAAGAGUCCUGAGAAUAUUAUAUAAAGUCCUGACAUGGAUGCAAACUCAACUGGUAAUUGCGUACAUUUUGGUAGCUGUGGAACUGCGGAGUUUUUCUUGUGUGUUGGUGCUGUGCAAGUCCGUUUGCACUGUCUGCCCAUUACUAUAUGUACUGGUACUAAUAGGAAUGCCAAACAAGCCAAGCAAAAAUUAA